GUCCGGGCUCCUCAGUGCGAUCUUUCUUCUAUUCUUCCAAGCCAGAAGCAAGAUGACACUGGGCUAUAAAGAAAAAGAUUUUUUCACAGCUUGCCCACCUUGCUACUGCGGAAAAGGAGGCCCGCAGAUCAGAUACCCUUUUCGGCUAGAAUUCAGUCCAUCAUACUGUGGUGCCCGGGGUCUAGUUCUCUCGUGCUGGGGAAACGAAACCCUUCUCUCACUACCUGACUUGGGCUCCCGUAAGGUGAUUGCCAUUGACUACCGGAUGGAAUCAAUAACGAUCAAACUUGGAGAGCCGUGGUCUGACUGCCAGGUGCAAAACUUCAGCUCUACCAGCCUCACAACGCCAGUUUACACACCUCCUCCGACAGCCAGUUUGGUGAACUGUUCCAAAGCAUGGAAUGACGGGGAGUACGAUGGCAAGAGACCGAUCUCAUGCUUGAGCAGUGCCGACCAUUUUGUUUAUCUGGCUUAUAUCGGCAUGUCUCUGGACGAGCUACCUUUGGAUUGCGUGGUGGUUUCAACUAAUCUUGUGCUUCCAGGAUGGGGAGAUGUGCAAAUGGGAGAGGUGAUGCUCAGAUGGAACUCUCCUGAGAUCGGCUCCACAUGCGCAGGAUGCGAAUUGUCGGGAGGACGUUGCAAAUUUGACUGGACAAUAAACCAAACUUCCUGCAGCUUUCCCGAACAGCCUGGUGCAGAUUCUUCAAACGUCAACCUUAUCAUAGGCACAUCUGUUGGUGCAUUGGUCGUACUUGUAUCGGUGGCGUGCAUUCUAGUUUACGUCUUUAGAAAUUAUGGCAAGGAAAAACAAGUGCGUUUAAAGGUAGAAAAGUUUCUUGCAACCUACAAGGCCACAAAACCCACGCGGUACUCUUUUGCUCAUGUUAAAAAGAUGACCAGGCAUUUCAAGCAUAAAUUGGGCCAAGGUGGUUUUGGAACCGUAUAUAAAGGGGAGCUACCAAAUGGAAUUCCAGUGGCAGUUAAGAUGCUGAUGAAAUCUAAAGGGGAGGGACAAGACUUCAUCAAUGAAGUAGCCACAGUUGGAAGAAUCCACCAUGCCAAUGUGGUUCGUCUCUUGGGAUUUUGUUCUGAAGGAACAUGGCGUGCACUUAUUUAUGAAUUUAUGCCAAAUGAGUCACUGGAGAAGUACAUUUUUUGUAAAAGAAAUAAAACAGAUCAUCAACCAUUGGACGUGAAAAAGCUGGAAGAGAUUGCUAUUGGGAUUGCUCAGGGUAUCGAGUAUUUGCAUCAGGGAUGCAACCAACGCAUCCUACAUUUUGACAUCAAACCUCACAACAUUUUGUUGGACCAUGACUUCAAUCCAAAGAUUGCAGAUUUUGGUCUUGCAAAGUUAUGCUCGAGAGACCAGAGCAUUAUCACGAUGACUGCUGCGAGGGAAACAAUGGGCUACAUUGCACCCGAGAUUUAUUGUAGAAAUUUUGGAGCAGUGUCUUAUAAAUCAGAUGUCUAUAGUUUUGGAAUGUUGGUGCUGGAAAUGGUAGGUGGCAGGAAGAAUGUUGAUCCUGAAAUCGAGAAAACAAGCGAGAUAUAUUUUCCAGAGUGGGUAUAUGGCCGGAUAGUACAAGGUCAUAAUCUAAGAUUGGUGAUGCAGAGGAAUGGAGCUGAAGAAGAUAUCGUCAAAAAGCUUGCUAUAGUCGCCUUAUGGUGCAUACAGUGGAAUCCAAUGGAUCGGCCCUCCAUGACAAGAGUGGUUCACAUGCUGAUGGGAAAUUUGGAGAAUUUGGAGAUACCCCCCACGCCUUUCGUCUCCUCCACUGGUUAAGAGAAUGAUGUGUAAACAAAGUGCAGAUUUCAAUAGCAGACUCGGUUGAUAUACCACAAAAUACUAUAAAUAUUCCGCCCUAUCAGUACUGUAUAAUGUUAUAUUUGUACUUUUCAUAUCUUACUCCUACACUGUAUCAAAACUGCAUCUAUCUUCUACUUAGCUACCAAGACUUCCUGUAAGUGAUUUUUGUAAAUAAUGCCUAGAAAUAAUUCAAUAAAAGGAUUGAUU
Elaeis guineensis (African oil palm) is the source of this 2014-nucleotide messenger RNA. Its product is annotated as rust resistance kinase Lr10-like. The record is from RefSeq and is a predicted model, not a curated record. Lineage: Eukaryota; Viridiplantae; Streptophyta; Magnoliopsida; Arecales; Arecaceae. Gene Ontology annotation, molecular function: ATP binding; polysaccharide binding; protein kinase activity. Gene Ontology annotation, biological process: protein phosphorylation.